AUGGGGGCUGGUGAUGACUCGACGUUCUUCUUGUAUGGUGUCGGGGAACGGCCCGAGGCUCUGACCCUCGGGUCGUUGGUGCUGGAGAAGUACUGGCAGCCAAUGAAUGCGCGACACUAUACCCAUGAACUUUUAAGUGAAAAAGAACUACAAGAACACGCCUAUACAACGCAGGCGGAUAAUGUGGUCUUCCAUGGAGCUUCCCGAAUUUCGCCCUCCGUCAGCGUGGAGGGUGGAGACAUUGUCAAUCUUGGCCUCGCCUACAACAAGGAUCUUGAGCGAGUUGUAGUCGCCGCGAAGGGGACCCGAAUGAUCUUGAAAGACCCGGAAGCAUUCCUUGCGAACAGCGUCUUAGCCAGCCAGGAGGCGCAGAAAAAACUCAAACUGUGGCUGUCCGCAGCCCACAGCUCAUACGUGCUCAAUUUCAAAUUUGCGCGUCGCCCCAAAGUGUGGCUACUCACCGGCCUGUAUCUCCUCGAGAACACCCGCACGAUCGUCUCAAGAGGACAAUCUGCAGGCAUCUCGGCUGGCGUUUCAUCGGCAAUCAUUGGCGCUCUAGCCGGCGUCCCUGUCGGUGGGUCCGUCAGUCUGGGCGUAGGAUCCUCUUGGGAGAUGGCCAUGGAGAUCGCCGACCCACAUGUCUGGGCAGCCCAGUAUCGACUGCUUGAUGCCCGCUUUCUCAAGAUGGGCAAAGGUGGCGUGGACGGGGUGAAAUUACCGAUGACCAUGGGCCUGUACCGAGAUGUCAUGUCUGUAAACACCGCUCGAGGACCGGGGGAUAACACGGUUGAGGUCGGACUUGAGGAUGAAGAGGGUGAGGACACAAAGGCGACCUCCGCGGAUGACCAGGGGAGUGAAGAACUAGAAGAAUAUGAGAAGCGGCUGGAGCAGGCUAUCAAGAUUUUCGAGACAGCCCCGAAGCAUGUCCUUCAGUAG
Messenger RNA from Penicillium daleae, 936 nucleotides. RefSeq lists its product as uncharacterized. The record is from RefSeq and is a predicted model, not a curated record. The transcript is spliced from 3 exons. The coding region runs from base 1 to 936 and encodes 311 amino acids. Lineage: Eukaryota; Fungi; Ascomycota; Eurotiomycetes; Eurotiales; Aspergillaceae.